Molecule: messenger RNA, 3784 nt
Organism: Aphanomyces invadans
Lineage: Eukaryota; Oomycota; Saprolegniomycetes; Saprolegniales; Verrucalvaceae
Exons: 22
Coding region: 36-3677 (1213 amino acids)
Molecular function (GO): protein binding
Source: RefSeq, a predicted model, not a curated record
CGCGUCUUGAUCAGAAAGGUCGCCGGUCCGUCGAGAUGGCAGCGACGGCAUCCCCACUAGCUAGUGGGUCGAAUGCGAGCUCGUCAAUCCUGACGCAUCGCUACAUGUAUGGUCUGAAGGGCACGGUGAAGAACAACAUAGCGUUUUGCGAAGAGAAUGUCGUUGUGUACCCGAGUGGCCACUGCCUGGUCAUUCACAGCAUCGAGACGAAGGAGCAACAGUUCUUGCACGGCAUGGAAAGUGGUUCUUCGGGUGGGUUUACAGCAAUGGCAGUGUCAGCAAAUCGAAAGUACCUCGCCAUGGCCGAGAAGGGCGAUGUCGGCGUGAUCAACAUCUAUGACCUGACUACAUUUCGACGAAAGAAGCCGCUCGUUUACUCAGACUUGGGGGCAGAGUCCUAUGUGAGUCUCGCGUUUUCCGCGGAUGGCAAGUACUUGGUCGGCCAGGGGGCUGCACCCGAGUGGAACCUCAUGCUGUGGUCGUGGGAGAAAGCCAAAGCCGUGACAGCGUUCAAGAGUGCGGCACAGUACGGCAGCACUAUCGGCCAAGUCGACUUUUGCCCCACCGAUGCCAACUCGUUGUGUGUGAGCGGCAACGGAACGAUAAAAUUCUUCAAGAUCAUGGACGGGCAACUGCGUCAGCAAGUCAAUUCGCUCAAGCGUGAGCCUGGCAACUUUUUAUGCCAUACAUGGCUUCCAGAUGACCGGGUCGUUGCCGCCACCAUCACUGGAGAGCUAUGGUUGUUUGAGAACAUGGAGUUUCGUGCAGUCCUGUCGUCGUCGCCAACCGACGGCCAAUAUUGCUCGUCGCUCUUGGCGUACUCCAAAGGAUUUGUUUGCGGUGGGUCCGGCGGCGUCGUUCGGAUCUACGAAAAGUCGGACGACUCCCGCGAACACUUUAAACGGACAAAGGUCUUUACGAUCGACGGCAACCCCCAAUGCAUCCAGCACCUGGCGAUCUCCCCGAGUGAAGACACGUUGAUCUGCUCGCUCGAAAACAACCAGUUGUACAUGCUCACUCUGAGCUCCACGGACAUUUUGAAGGAAGACGCGAUGAACUUUGAACUGGUCUCGACUGCGUUUCAUCGCCCCGGCCAGCACGGCGCUCAAAUCACCGGCUUGGACACUUGCAUUCGCAAGCCACUGAUCGUCACGUGCGGUGUCGACAAGUCGGUGCGGGUGUGGAACUACAGCGACAAGUCGACCGAUAUCUUGAAGUUCUUCAAGGAAGAAGCCCUCGCCGUGGCGCUGCACCCGAGCGGGCUCCACGUUGUUGUGGCAUUCUCCGACAAGCUGCGCAUGCUCAACAUCCUGAUGGACGACAUUCGACCGUACCGCGAAUUUGGAGUCAAGGCCUGUCGCGAGGUCCGAUUUAGCCACGGCGGCCAGUACUUUGCAGUUGCCAACAACAACACGAUCCAAGUUUAUGGGACGUACUCGGGGGAGCUCAUGGCGGUGCUGCGUGGCCACACAAACCAAGUCAACGCGCUCUUGUGGAAAUCCGACGACCGCAAACUCAUGAGUUGUGGGUCCGACGGGUCGAUUUUCCAGUGGGACUUGCGGUCCGCCGUCAAAGUUGGCGAAGGCCACACGCAUCCGCGGUGCAAUUACCACGACCUGUCCUUGUCGCCUGACUCGACAAUGCUGUUCGCAACGGGGACAGACGGCACCCUCAAGGAAAUCGAUAUCGCCGCGGGGGCACCUCGCGUCGAGCACAAUUCGGGCGUGCUGCUUGGACCGCUGGCUAUCACGACGUCGCAGCAGUACCUGUUCGCCGGGACGGCCGAGCCGCAGAGGCCGGGAUGCAUCCGCGCGUACAAGUUGCCGCUUGAGGCCGAGAGCACGUACAGCGAAUUCCAGUGCCACGACAUGGCGGUGUCGCGCCUUCGGCUAUCGCAUGACAGCCAAUAUCUGUUUUCGGUCGGCGAAGACGGGUCGCUGUGCAUCUUCGAAACAAAGGAGCUGUCGAGCUCCAAGCUCAAAGGGCGCAGCGAGCGCGAGAACGCCAUGGCGUUUGCCGAAGAGAUUCUUGUGACCAAGUCGGACCUGGAAGAAAAGAACCAGACGAUGCAAGAGCUCAAGGUCAAAGUCGACGAGCUCACGCUGCACAACGAGUACCAGUUACGGCUCAAGGACAUGAACUAUAAGGAAAAGAUUCAAGAAGUCAGUGACAAAUUUACCUCCGAGCUGACCCAAGACAAGCAGCGAUGCACGGAUUUGCAAGAGGACAAGCGGGAAAUGGAGGCCGAGUACGACGCCAAGUUGAGCGAGCUGGAGGCCACACACACGAGGGAGCUCGAUGAAAUACGCACGACGUACGAGGCCAAGAUCCAAGCCGAAGUCGAGCGGUACGAUGCCCUCAUCCAAGAGCGCGACGAAGAAAACGCGCGAUGGGACGAGGAGAACCAGCUGCUCGUGGAAAGCCACACGCAGUUUUUGGCUGAAAUGACGUCCGAGUACGAUCGCAAAGUCGACGGCGAGCAGUUGAAACAAACGCGGCUGGGCACCGAGAAGGAAGAGAUCGUGACCGAGUUCGAGGACAGCAAGAACCAGAUUGAGGAGGACGCCGACUUGGAGAUUGAAGAGGUCAAGGCCAAGUAUGACGCAAAGUUCCUGGACGAGCGGGAGGCGACGUUGCGGUUGAAAGGCGAGAACGGUAUCAUGAAAAAGAAGUUUACAGCGCUGCAAAAAGACAUUGAGGACCAAAAGGAGGAAAUACGCAGCUUGCAGGAAAAGGGAAAGGAGCUGUACGAAAACAUCAAGGGCCUGGAGAAGGAUAUCCAGGGACACAAGAAAGAAAUCCGCGAGCGCGAAGAGACGAUUCAGGACAAAGAAAAGCGCAUCUACGACCUCAAGAAGAAGAAUCAAGAGCUGGAAAAGUUCAAAUUUGUCUUGGACUACAAGAUCAAAGAGCUCAAGCGGCAGAUCGAGCCCCGUGAGAACGAAAUCGCCGACAUGAAGCUCCAGAUCGAAGAGAUGGACCAAGAGUUGGAGCACUACCACAAGUCGAACGCUGCGCUCGACUUGAUGAUUGGCGAACUCACGCUGAAGAUGGACGGCAUGCAAAAGGACAUCAACCACCAAUCUCUCGAGAUCAAAACGAUGCGGCAAUUCAUUCGGCAGUUCCAAAGCGACCUCCACGACAGCGCACAGCUCCUCGAGAAGAAGAAGGCGCUCAAGGCGUCCGUGAUCGCGUUGUACAAAAAGUACGAAACAGGCAAGAUUGUGACAGAAGUCGCAAGCGACGUCGACGCGCAGCAGGAGUACAAUCGCCAGCGCGAAUAUUUGGAGAAGGAAGUGGAAAGCAUGAAGAGUAAACUCGUCAAGGGACUCAAAAUCAACCACAGCGAGAUGAUGCGCCUCAAGCGAGAAAACGCGAUUCUGACGGUGCAGGUCAACGACUUGCGCAGAGAGUUCCAUGCAGUCAAGGCUAGUCAGAGCGAAGUGAACGACUUAAAGAACAAACACCGCGACAGACGGGCUGUGGACGAGCGCGAGAUGGAGCUUCGUCGAGAGAGCGAGUUGCAAAAGGCUCAAAUUCAACAGCUCAAGCAACAACACGCAAACAUGGUCAAGGCCCUUGGUGGGGCGGGUACUCCAGCACCUUCACGACGAGCGUCCAGCACUGCCGCCAAAUCAAAGUUGCCGCCCAUGAUGGGCUCUCACAUUGACGCGUAGUUCUUCGUUGCGUGAAGCUAGUAAUGUCAGGUUGACCCCUCAGCCACCGCCGCCUCAUCUCCCUGUUGGAAAGUUUGAUCGCAUUCCAUCUUAUCCGGAUAGCAUAG